Molecule: messenger RNA, 338 nt
Organism: Drosophila serrata
Lineage: Eukaryota; Metazoa; Arthropoda; Insecta; Diptera; Drosophilidae
Product: disheveled-associated activator of morphogenesis 1-like
Biological process (GO): positive regulation of actin filament polymerization
Source: RefSeq, a predicted model, not a curated record
CCACCACCACCGCCGCCCUGUCCGGGUGCACCGCCUCCGCCACCGUGUGGCGCCAGCAAUGGCUCCUGUGCCACCCAAGGUGGAGCUGCCAGAGAAGAACGUUCCACUGCCCACGAAUCCAUUAAAGAGCUUCAACUGGUCCAAGCUGCCGGAUGCCAAGCUCCAGGGCACCGUCUGGAGCAAGCUGGACGAGAGCAAGCUGUAUAACAUCAUGGAGUCGGAGUCGAUAGACAAGCUGUUUUCGGCUUACCAAAAGAAUGAGUGAGUGUCGGCUACCGAUGGCUUCUAUAAGGUUCUGCGUGCAACUGACGGCAAGCCAGCAAAGCAGAAGGUGCACU